AUGUCGCCGCGGUAUGGCUGCAUUCGCUCCUCAUCCUUCCUCACAGCUUCCUCCCGCGGCUCCACACCAUCGCUGCUCAUCUUCAUGGAUUCCGGAGAGAUGAAAAAAGAUGUGGAGAACGCUGCGGGUGUGACCGUCGUGGUCACCGCCAUCCCAGAUCCGGCGGACCCACCACCCUCCGAGGACAACGUCCGUGCCUGGCUAACUGUGCUGGGCUCCGCCCUCGUCUACUUUGCCUCUUUCGGCUUCACCAACAGCUUCGGCUUCUUCCAAGACUACUACCAGACCGACUACCUGCCCGAACAACCACCGUCUACCAUCGCUUUCAUCGGCACUCUGCAGAUCUCGCUCAUGUAUGUUAUUGCGCCCGUUGCUGGUGCACUUUCCGACAUCUACGGCCUGAAGUGGAUCUACCGUGCUGCGGCCUUGGGCUGUUGCGCCUCGGUAGUCGGGCUGUCAUUCUCCCAGUCAGGCGUCCUAUGGCAACCGUUCGUUACCCAGGGCGUCCUCUUCGGCCUGGUCGUGGCAUUCAACACCCAACCCGCCCUCGCGGUCGUCGGCCAACACUUCAAACAACGCCGCGCCCUCGCCAUGGGUCUCGUCUCGGCCGGCAGCUGCAUCAGCGGCUCCCUCCUCCCCAUCAUGCUAUCCGCCCUCGUCCCCAGGAUCGGCUUCGGCUGGACCGUCCGCGCCACCGCCCUCCUCAUGCUAUGCUGCUACAUCAUCGCCAUGCUCAUCUCCUACACCAAAGACCCGCCGACCGCCCCGCCGCCGGCAAAGGAUCUCGCGGACCAGCCGCCGGCCAAACCCACGCUCGCCGCAUCCAGCCUUCUCGACUUCCGCGGCUACAAGGACCCGCGGUACCUCGUGCUGGCCAUCGGCAACUUCGUCGCGACGCUCGGCGUGUACGUGCCCAACUACUACAUCGGGUCGUACGCGGUCCUCGCCUACCCCACCGCCUCGGUGCACGGUUACCUGCUCCCCAUCCUCAACGGCAGCAGCUUCUUCGGCCGAGUCUUGGGCGGGUGGGCCGCCGACGUGACGGGUGCGCUGAACUUUCUGUAUCCGAUGACGCUGCUCUCGGGCGUCCUGUGCCUGUCCCUGUGGCUGCUGGACCAGAACAUGGACAUGAUCCUGGUCUUCUGCAUCAUGUACGGUUUCACGUCGGGCGUGUUCAUCAGCGUGACGCCGGCGGCAGUGACGCAGAUUGUUCCGGAGGACAAGAUCGGGGCGCGGAUGGGUGCCUUUUUCACGCUGACGGCAUUGGCGACGUUGAUGGGAUCGCCAGUGGCAGGUUGUUUGAUCGAUGAGGGGGAUGGAGUGGGCACAGAGGGUUACAGGGGCAUCAUCCUGUUUACCGGCUUGACGUUGGUGGUCGGGGGAGCUCUUCUGUUUGUGGGACGCCUGCUGUGUGACAGAGAUUGGCGAAAGAAGUUGUAG
Messenger RNA from Diplodia corticola, 1440 nucleotides. RefSeq lists its product as uncharacterized. The coding region runs from base 1 to 1440 and encodes 479 amino acids. Gene Ontology annotation, biological process: transmembrane transport. The transcript is spliced from 3 exons. NCBI's taxonomy places the organism in Eukaryota, Fungi, Ascomycota, Dothideomycetes, Botryosphaeriales, Botryosphaeriaceae. Gene Ontology annotation, cellular component: fungal-type vacuole membrane. The record is from RefSeq and is a predicted model, not a curated record. Gene Ontology annotation, molecular function: transmembrane transporter activity.